AUGGACAGGCUCAUAAGUUUGGAGCCAUCAAAUUUCGUUGCAAUAAGGAUCGAACCGGGACAGAAAUGCUACGGCCAGCUUACUUUGCGCAACGUUAUGUACACCAUGCCGGUGGCCUUCAGGCUUCAAGCGCUCAUCAAGAAUCGCUACACGGUGAAGCCCCAAUCCGGGAUCAUAUCUCCCCUAGAGAAAUUGACCAUAGAAAUUGUGUAUCAUCUUCCACCAGGGUCAAGCCUCCCUGACACAUUCCCUUAUUGCCAUGACUCUUUUCUUUUGCAUAGCGUGGUUGUGCCCGGAGCAGCCAUCAAAGACUCUUCGUCCACGUUUGAUGCCGUUCCAAGUGACUGGUUCACCACGAAGAAGAAGCAAGUGUUCAUAGAUAGUGGUGUGAAGAUUAUGUUUGUUGGUUCACCUAUUUUGGCGCAACUUGUGGCAGAUGGUUUGAUGGAUGAUAUUCGGGAAGUUCUUGAGAAGAGUGAUCCUUCUUGGAAAGCAGCCGACUCUGUGGAUUCAGAGGGUCAAUCUUUGCUUCACUUGGCUAUUAGUCAAGGCCGGCCUGACCUUGUCCAGCUACUUCUUGAGUUUGAGCCUGAUGUAGAGGCUCAGAGCCGGUCAGGGUCUAGCCCACUUGAAGCCGCCGCUUCAUGCGGGGAGGCCUUGAUCGUGGAGCUUCUAUUGGCCCGGCGUGCAAGCACUGAAAGAUCCGAGUCCUCUACUUGGGGUCCCGUUCACCUAGCGGCAGCAGGUGGGCACGUGGAGGUUCUUAGGCUUCUUAUAAUCAAAAGGGCUAAUGUUGAUGCAGUGACAAAGGACGGUAGCACGGCUUUACACCUUGCAGUUGAGGAGCGAAAAAGGGAUUGUGCCAGGCUCUUAAUGGCGAGUGGGGCAAAAGCUGAAGUUCGUGACAGCAGAGACGGCGAUACUCCUUUACACAUCGCUGCCAGGUUGGGGGACGAGUACAUGGUGAAGCUGUUGCUGCAAAAGGGUGCUAAUAAAGACAUUAGAAACUUUGCAGGCCGAACAGCAUAUGAUGUUGCCGCGGAGAACGGGCACACAAGGCUGUUUGAUUCGCUUCGACUUGGCGAUAGCUUGUGUAUCGCUGCGAGGAAGGGUGAGGUGAGAACAAUUGUCAGGCUGCUUGAGACAGGCGCAGCCAUCAAUGGAAGAGACCAACAUGGGUGGACAGCUUUGCACAGAGCUUGUUUCAAAGGGAAAAUCGAUGCGGUUAGAACACUGCUCGAGAAGGGCGUGGAUGUGGAUGCUAAAGAUGAGGAUGGAUACACGGCCUUGCACUGCGCAGCGGAGUCGGGGCAUGCAGAUGUGAUAGAGUUGUUGGUGAAGAAAGGAGCUGAUGCUGAGGCUCGAACUAAUAAAGGUGUGACUGCACUGCAGAUUGCUGAGUCCUUGCACUAUGUUGGGAUUACAAGGAUACUUGUUCAUGGAGAAGCCACAAAAGACAAUAAUAUGGCACAUCUCCUGUCACAGGCUUCAGUUGCAUUUGGGAAGAAGUCUAUGGGUCUAGAGGAGGAUCUCAAGGGAGGGAUGAAGAAGAAAUCGAGUCGAGCUAGGGCUCUUCGUGGGAGCUUCGAUCGUUCUAUGCCAUUGGCUGUUCUUUAGCUAUGCUGGAUUAUGUUGGGGGUAUGGAUGUUUUGUUGAAUUAGGGUUUGUCACAUUUAGAGGUCACAAUGACUCUGCUUUUGUCUCAAAAUACGUAUAUGCAGAACAAGUUGUAGACUCAUUCAUAAUAUGUUCAUUCUAAAACACCCAAAUAUUUUGUAAUUCCGUAGCUAUAUGUUAAUAAAUAUCGUAUGUACAUCUACUGGAUGGAUACAAGAGAGGCAAAAGACAAAAUGACAGCACGAUCAUUGCUUUGGUAUGCUCGGAAUUUUGCCCAUUCCGCAUGUUUUUAUUGUAGUAAUCUUACAAAAUGAAUAUAAUUAUCACUGUUGUUUUUGGAGCCCAUAAUCUUUUGCAUAGUGUGGUAGGAUCUACCAAGGCCCAGAUAAACUCUCAGGCCAGCUUUCAACAAUUGUGUGAUAUAAUUUAUGGAACGACAUACAUAAAAUGGCCCAAAUUCUUAGUCCAGAUAAACUUUCUGCCAAAAAUAAUAGGAUAAAAGGAAAAAUUAGGACCGUUUGGUGGUGUUUUCGGAGGCCGUUUUCAGUUUUUAUUCUCAGAACACGCU
Molecule: messenger RNA, 2185 nt
Organism: Prunus dulcis (almond)
Lineage: Eukaryota; Viridiplantae; Streptophyta; Magnoliopsida; Rosales; Rosaceae
Product: ankyrin repeat and protein kinase domain-containing protein 1-like
Exons: 1
Coding region: 1-1617 (538 amino acids)
Molecular function (GO): protein binding
Source: RefSeq, a predicted model, not a curated record